Molecule: messenger RNA, 7609 nt
Organism: Diceros bicornis minor
Lineage: Eukaryota; Metazoa; Chordata; Mammalia; Perissodactyla; Rhinocerotidae
Gene: MBOAT2
Product: membrane bound O-acyltransferase domain containing 2
Exons: 13
Coding region: 40-1593 (517 amino acids)
Biological process (GO): lipid modification
Cellular component (GO): membrane
Molecular function (GO): acyltransferase activity
Source: RefSeq, a predicted model, not a curated record
GGGCGGCCGGAGCGCGGCGGGCGGAGCGCCAGGCCGGCCAUGGCCACUACCAGCACUACGGGCUCCACCCUGCUGCAGCCCCUCAGCAACGCUGUGCAGCUGCCCAUCGACCAGGUCAACUUUGUAGUGUGCCAACUAUUUGCCUUGCUAGCAGCCAUUUGGUUUCGAACUUACCUACAUUCAAGCAAAACUAGCUCUUUGAUAAGACAUGUUGUUGCCACCCUUUUGGGCCUUUAUCUUGCACUUUUUUGCUUUGGAUGGUAUGCCUUACAUUUUCUGGUACAAAGCGGAAUUUCCUACUGUAUCAUGAUCAUAAUAGGAGCGGAGAACAUGCACAAAUAUUGUUUUGUGUUUGCUUUGGGAUACCUCACAGUGUGCCAAAUUACUAGAGUCUAUAUCUUUGAUUAUGGACAAUAUUCUGCUGAUUUUUCAGGCCCAAUGAUGAUAAUUACCCAGAAGGUCACUAGUUUGGCUUAUGAAAUUCAUGAUGGGAUGUUUCGAAAGGAUGAAGAACUGACUCCAUCACAGAGAGGUUUAGCUGUAAGGCGCAUGCCAAGCCUACUGGAGUAUUUAAGUUACAACUGUAACUUCAUGGGUAUCCUGGCAGGCCCACUCUGCUCUUACAAAGACUACAUUACUUUCAUUGAAGGCAGAUCAUACCAUAUGACAAAAUCAGGAGAAAAUGGAAGAGAAGAAAUACAGUAUGAAAGAACAGAGCCAUCUCCAAAUAUCGCAGUCAUUCAGAAGCUCUUAGUCUGUGGACUUUCCUUAUUAUUUCACUUGACCAUCUCUAAUGCAUUAUCUGUGGAGUAUAACAUCGAUGAGCAUUUUCAAGCUACAGCUUCAUGGCCGACAAAGGUUGUCUAUCUGUAUGUCUCUCUUUUGGCUGCCAGACCCAAAUACUAUUUUGCAUGGACAUUGGCUGAUGCUAUUAAUAAUGCUGCAGGCUUUGGUUUCAGAGGAUAUGACAAAAAUGGAGCAGCUCGUUGGGACUUAAUUUCCAAUUUGAGAAUUCAGCAAAUAGAGAUGUCAACAAGUUUCAAGAUGUUCCUUGAUAAUUGGAAUAUUCAGACAGCUCUUUGGCUCAAAAGGGUGUGUUAUGAACGAGUCUCCUGGAGUCCAACUAUCCAGACAUUCAUUCUCUCUGCCAUUUGGCAUGGGGUAUACCCAGGAUAUUAUCUGACAUUCCUAACAGGAGUGCUGAUGACUUUAGCAGCGCGAGCUAUGAGAAGUAACUUCAGACAUUAUUUCAUCGAACCUCCCCAACUUAAAUUAUUCUAUGAUGUUUUAACAUGGAUAGUAACUCAAAUAGCAAUAAGUUACACAGUUGUGCCAUUUGUACUUCUUUCUAUAAAACCAUCAUUCAUGUUUUACAGCUCCUGGUAUUACUGCCUUCACAUUGUUGGUAUCUUAGUAUUAUUGUUGUUGCCAGUGAAAAAAACUCAAAGAAGAAAGAAUACGCAUGAAGAUGUUUGGCUGUCACGAUCCAAAAAGUUUGAUGAAGGAGAAAAUUCUUUGGGACAGAAUAGUUUUUCCACAACAAACAAUGUUUGCAAUCAGAAUCAAGAAAUAGCCUCCAGACAUUCAUCAUGAAAACAACAAUGCGGAAACACUUUGAUGGCUAUUUUUUGUAUGUUAACAGAAACCAAUCUUAGCACCUUUUCAAGGGGUUUGUGUUUGUUUGAAAAGAGAUUUAUUUGGGGAAACGGACAGUUGUAGAUAGGGAAUUUCCUGUAUACAGAGGGGAAAUGGAGUGAAAGAACCCCUUCCAUGCCAUGUCCCUGUGGGCCACGCCUUAUAUAAAAUAUUUCCAUUAUUUCAGUGGGCACUCAGGACCUCAGCAUAUGUCCAUAGGAUCAUAUGUGUGCCCUGUUGCUGAAUGUAUGUUGCAUAUCCCAAGGCGCUGAAGAGGUGGAAAAAUAAUUGUCAGUCUGGGUGAUUGAGAGAAAUUAAUUUUUCCAAAUGAGUGUCUUGCCUUAAACCCUCUAUUUCCUAAAAUAUUGUUCCUAAAUGGUAUUUUCAAGUAUAAUAUUGUGAGAACACUAUUUCAAUAUUUGAUAUUGUGUGCUAUAAAGGAAUUCUGGAGGAAUUUGAAACAGGAUAUUUAAGAUUGUGGAUAGUUUAAAAAUGCAAUAAACAUCUCAGUAUUGGAAGGGUUUUCUUAAAGUAUGUCAAAUGACUACAGUACGUAGUGAAACUGUAAACAGUAAUGGAUGCCAAAUUAUAGGUAGCUUAUUUUCUUGGAGAGGUUAAUUACCUUGUGUCAGUCAGAGAACCCUUCAAGGAAGAAUUUCUUAAACAUAAUUAAAGGUUGGCAGUUGGAUAUUUUAAGCUUAUUUUCUUAAAAAGAGAGAGAGAAGAUGACAAAGACAGGAAGGAAGGCAUGAAUGUAGAAAGCACUGUGUGGCCUGGAGCUAGAGCCAGUGGCAGCUGUCACGGGGCACAGGUGCACAGUGCAGGGACCAGGUGCUCAGCAGAAGCGCUUUCCACCCUUAUUUAUCUGAGUUCUUUGUGAUUAUGUGAGACAUAAAAGUUUAAUAACUUUUUAAUAUGUUGGACUUUUAAGUGAAAUUUAUCAAGCAUAAAUUAUAUGGAAUUAUAAAGAGAUUAUGAAAAUAAUAGUGGUAGAUUGCUUGAAGGUUUUGAAAGAGAAAUCACUGAGUAAGGUUGCUAACUGGCUAAUCACUUUCUUAUCCUUGACAGUUUAAUUCAUAUUUGGGAAAGUUUUAGGGAAAUGAAAACUUAAAGUCAUUGGGUCUGAACCACAUUUUCAAAGAAUAUAAAUUAGUUUUCAAACUCUUAACUUCUCACAUUAAAAUUUUGCUGUGAAUUCUCGUUAAUGAAUUUUAGAUUCUGUCAAGUAGAAAAUUCUAUCUUACAGGCCAUUUUCACCAUAAUUAAUCUCACCUUGAAUUAUUAGGUAUCUCCUUUGAUCCUGCAGAGUCUUGUGAUGGCUACAAUAGCGGAAAGCAGAAGAGUGGGAUGUGGGAUGUGAGGCCAGCCUGGCGUCAGGGCCUCGGGCACAGUUAUAGAUCAUGGGCUGGGAGAGCGACCGGUGGGCAGGGCCUUCUGACUUCACCUUUAUUUGACCAAUCCUUUAUGAAAUUUAUUUUCUUUUUGCCUUAAAUUUUUUAAUGAAAUGCAAAUUGUCUGUCUAUGAUGAGUCUCUUUUUUUUUAUUUUUGUCAUUAAUAAAUUUGCAAAUGAAUUUAAGGACAGAACAACUGUCUGGUUCAAGCUAUGUGGUAUUUCAUUUAAAGAAGAUGAGAAAAGCACAUGGACUUGGAGCUUUUGAGGUCUUCAGCAAAAAUGUCAAUGUAUCUUUUUAGAACUUUAGAAAUAUCCUAGUCUUUGUUUAUAUGAAAUGUUUUUAUUUUUCUGAAGGUAAAUUUUUUCCACCUGAUGAAGUUAGCCUUGCCCUGUUACCUCCCAGGAAAGGAUAGAGAGCUAAAUAACUUUUCUGUGUUUUCUCAUGUGUGGAAAUUAAGCUAGCUGUGUAAUGUGAGAGGAUAGAAAAGAAUAAUCAUGGAAAGUAUCAGCCCCCCAAAAUGUCUCCUCAGUUUAAUUAAUGCUGCAGAGAAUCUGAUCACUAUUAAGGAAAAGUAAACAAAUUUAGAGUUUAAAAGACAAAUCUAGGCAUGUUGUAAGUGAAAACAAGAAAGCUUAAUAAAGACUUUGUUUUUGUUCAGUCUAUGUAGCUAUUUACAAAUAAUCACCAUUUAUUUCUAUUAUUGGACUGUAUUUUAUUUCUCAGCCUGUAAACCUAAAAUCACUGUUACCUAUUUCUUGUUUGGUGAGUAUAAUCAUAGCCCUACCAUCCAGAAAGCAAUAUGAUUGGUGAAUUCUCCAGUUACUUUGAAGAUAAUACAUUAUAUAGACAGUUUGACUCAUUUUCAUCCCCUGGAUAACUAUUUUUUUGUAUGAAAUAUUUUUUGGAUAGCUUUUCUCUAAUUUUGGAGGAAGUGUAAUCACAGGUAUGCAAUCUGGAAGAAAAACUAAAGAAAUAAUUCUAAUUCUCAGCUUGACUUUCUCAAGAAGAAACUUUUUGUGCUUUAUAGAAUGAGUAUAUCUACUUGGAGUGUUGUAAGGAUUAAUACUUUACUUCUACUUAUAGUAGAAAACUAGUAUAUCUCUACUACUGUUAAGUAUAAAGGGAUUGCUUCUUCUUUCUUAAUCAAUAGUAUAGGAUUCAGUCCGUAUUUAUACUAUUUCUCCACUCUCCAGUUGUCAUGAAACCACUUGUGAGAUGAUCAGUCAACAUCACAUUGAUAUUUUUGGUUAAUUAUUAUACUACUCAGGGAAAAAAUGAACAAAAAUAAUUAUUCUUCCCUCAGUUUCAUUUUCUUGAAACAAUAGCACUUUGAUGUAUCUCAGCUGUCACCCUUUUACAAGUGGCUUAGUCUUGGUUUUUAAAAUAAGCAUUUUUAUUGGAACUCAGGGUAAUUGGGGAAAUUUAUUUGGCUUUUAAAAUGUCUAGCAUGAUAGAGAAGGUUUAUUUGGCUUCAAAAAUGUCCAGCCACCACUUAAGCUGCCACCAUACUUUGUGUUAAAAAGUAUUUUUGUUAUUGAUCCCCGCCAUGUGUGACAUUCCCAUACAGGAUUUCCAGAUACCAGUUUUGAGAAAAAUUUGUGGUGAAGAGAAUGGUUCUAAAAAGUGAAGGUAACUUACAUUGAAGCGCUAAUUGUCCUGGGAGGAGACCUGGAUCUUCAUCUGGCUCAGUCAUUAAUGAGCCUUAUGUCCUCUAGAGGAAAGUUCCUUAAUAAGCCCAAAGGGUCAGUUCUAAAAGUUUAUGACCAGUAAUGAAUGGAAGCCUCAGUAAGAUCUGUAAGAGUCACGGACCAGGGCAGGUUCAUAACCAGGACUGUUAUCAUGGUCAUUUACUUUUAUUACUUGGGCUCAAAGCCCUGACUUUUCUAAAGGUGUUCAUAGCAACAGAGGAAGGAAAACUUUUCAGUCCAUUAAAUCAGAAGGCGUGGCGGCACCCCAUUUCUACUGGAGAUAGCCCUUAAAAUAAAUCUUGCGUAAUGACAUUGUCUCUACUGAAGAAAACGUAUUGUACUUUUGCUUUCUCUGCUUUUUUGGUUUUUGUUUGUGCUUUGUAAAACUGAAGAAGAUAUAUGCUAAAAAAUGCUUUAUACAACUUAGCAACUUUACUGGACAAGGUUUACCACCAUACAACUUCUCAAAUAUUAUUUUAUUCAAAGAAAUUUAAAGCAUAUUUAAUUUAAUUAUACUUAUUUUAAACUAUAGAAGAAAUUACUUUAAAAUUUUGCCAUUAAAAUAAUUACAAAAUUUAUACUUUUAUUCGAGGACUAGAUUACACUUAGGACAAAAAUCUUUCCUAUUUAAAAUUCAUACCGUGUAAAUUUUAAUUUGUAUCUUCAUGAACAACUCUGGACGUUUAUACUUUUUUGUUUCCUUAUUAUAAAUUGUUCAAAACUAUUAGUUAAUUGGUUUUAAGAGUUCUACAUUGUAAGUGAAAGAAAAAAUUACUUGAGAGAAUAAUUGUUUCGGAAUGGUGCCUGUUAUUGCUGUGGCAGCGAAGGAUUUGUCCAGAGUUUUAGAUACAAACCAGUAUUUUGUAGAGUUUUAUUCAGCCACUAAUAAUCCAUCCUGGCUGAAAUUGAAUAUAUCAGAUUUAACAUAGGUGCAGAAUUCUAAAUAACACUGUGAAAUGUAAUCUUCACUGCCCUCAAGGAGCUUAUAAAGCUGUUACUCUAACCCAGUAUGCAUUUAAUGAAUGGCUGAUUGUUUCUACACUUAUCUUAGAUGUUGAAAGUUCUGCUUUACAGCCCUUCUUUUGUAAAAGUGAGUUUGUAUCAAUGCAUGCUCCUAAUGCUGAAGGAAAAGAUUUGCAUUUAAAAAAAGAAAUUCCACUCUGAAGUUGGGUUUGGAAGAUCAGAAUGCAGAGGGUCUCUACCGGGUUUUCCUGCAGCGCCAGGUGGUCAGACCUGUUACUACCUGAGAGAUAGUAACUCUCAUCACAGAAGAAAAUUUUAAAUGAGAUUUUCCAUGUUGGUAUUUUGUAGGAAUGCUCUUAUAAUCUAUGACUAAGCUGCUUUUUGAGGCUCUUGUUGUACAGAGGAUGCAGCCAAUUACAUUUUAAUUGAUGGGCUGUUUAAUAAUGUUUUUAAAUAAUAUUUAUUUUAAUACAUUUUUAACAUUAUGCAAACCCUGGUAAAGAACUGACAAGCUCUAUAGGUGAUUGAUUGGGAAGACUUUCUGAAAUGGAGCCUAAAGACACAUUUAUAUGCUGCGCAUUUAAAACUGAUUAUAACUACAGUCAUGUGCUGCAUAACGAUCAAAGCUGGACCACAUAUCCGAUGGAGGUCCCAUAAGAUUAGUACCAUAUAGCCUAGGUGUGUAGGAGGCUGUAUCAUCUAAGUUUGUGUAAGUACACUCUAUGAUGUUCCCACAACGACGAAAUUGCCUAAUGAUGUGUUUCUCAGAAUAUAUGUCCAUCGUUAAGCAACAUGUGACUGUAUCUUCUUUUAGUACACCUUUUAUAAUGCAAAAAAAAAAACAAAAAAAACAAAAACUAUAUGUUCUAUAAAUAAUAGUAUAAAAAUCCAUGCAAAACCACUGUCUAAAGCUUGCUCAAUGAUGCAUAGCCAUCUCCUCAGUCAUGUUUUAUCAAAUUGUUCUACUAUAAAAAGAAAUGGAAAUAUAAUGAAAAGCUGAAAGGUACAGAGCAACAUAAGUAGAAUGACUAACCAUUUUCUUAAUAAUGUGUUUGAAGUGGAAAAAGUGACUGGCUGCCUUUUACUGGAGUCAUAAAUGACUGUAUCCUGCCCAGUCUCUUAUUUUGGGGUAACUUCUUUGAGAAAUUGAUUUGUUAAUAUUCCUUUUAAUCCUUUCCCACUAAAGGACAAACACAUCUAAAGAGUUUGACAGACUUUUAAAAUAUGCCUCUUUCCAGAUUUUAAGUAUUUUUGGUUUUGUGUAUAUGAAUUUGUCAAUGAAGUUCAUUUGCUCUUGACUUUUUAUCACAAGGAGAGAGGAAUCAAACAUCCAACACAAAUGUGUUCCAAGCCGUCUUCUCUGUCUUCCGUCACCCAUAAGCAACUGCCUCUCUGAACCAGAAGGGGUGCUGUAUAAAGCAAUAGGAGUGAAAGUAAAAAUAGUUUAGGUGAAACAAGAGAAACUCUUCUGCAUACGUACAGAGUGAAAAUGUGUGGUUUCAUUCCUGCCUUCCUUUGAAAGUUGUGUCUUGCUCUCUGCCCAGGAGUAGUUGAACAUUGUUACCCAAACGUGAGCAGGGUCCCAACUCCAGCAGCCAGUAUUUAUAGUCCUCAUUUGCCUUCCCUGGGUGAGAACAGAAUGUGGUGUUCUGUGCUUUUUGUUUUUAUUAUUCCAAAAUAUUUUUUUAAAGAAGUGUUAUUUUUCAACAGGUUCAUAAAUUAGUUCUUGUUGUAUGGUAAAUUAAAACUACCACUGUGUCAGUUACACUGUGAUGUGAUAAUCUCAUAACCACUCAUUUCUAGUCUGUGUCCUUAGAGCUGCACUGGUGGCUUAUUGCUGGGUUUUAAAGAUGUUUUUAACUUACGUGUAAAUGUUUUUUUUCUAGUUUGUGUGUCUUUAAAACUGAUUAAACAGUAGUUUAAAAAUA